This is a messenger RNA of Oncorhynchus gorbuscha (pink salmon), 2325 nucleotides long. RefSeq names its product procollagen galactosyltransferase 2-like. The record is from RefSeq and is a predicted model, not a curated record. Bases 122 to 1897 code for a protein of 591 amino acids. Lineage: Eukaryota; Metazoa; Chordata; Actinopteri; Salmoniformes; Salmonidae. The transcript has 12 exons.
AAGAGCCUCAUCUGCUGCAUUUUAAGGGGAGGGUUAAACAUUUAGGAGAAAGACAUUUUUUAAAACUUAGUGCUGACGCGGACUGGGAGCUGGAGCAGCCGACUGGGCUGUGAACUCCACCAUGUUUCUUUGGGUUUUAGUUUUAGUGGCCUUCGUUUCUAGAACAGAAUGUUAUUUUUCGGAGGAAAAAUAUCAAGAAGAGUCGAAAAUUCAGCCGCCAACGAUUAUUAUUGCGAUCAUUGCUCGGAACGCGGCGCACUCUUUGCCAUACUACCUCGGGGCGUUGGAGAGGCAGAACUAUCCCAAAAACCGCAUCUCUGUAUGGGCAGCAACCGAUCACAACGCUGACAACACUACAGCUGUUCUGAAAGAAUGGCUGACCGUCAUGCAGAAGUUCUAUCACUAUGUGGAGUGGAGGCCCAUGGAGCAUCCUACGUCCUACCCAGGAGAGAUGGGGCCUAAAUACUGGAGCAAUGGCAGAUAUGAAUACCUGAUGAAACUCAAACAGGCUGCUCUCAACUUCGCCAAGCAACGCUGGGCUGACUACAUACUGUAUGCAGACACAGACAACAUCUUGACCAACCCAGAGACCCUCAACCUCCUGAUAGCAGAGAACAAGUCUGUGGUCGCCCCCAUGUUGGACUCCCAGGGAGCUUACUCUAACUACUGGUGCGGCAUCACUCCACAGGGUUACUACCGGCGUACGGCUGAGUAUUUCCCCACCAGACACCGCCAUCGGCUGGGCUGCUACCCGGUGCCCAUGGUCCACUCUACCUUCCUGCUGGACAUGAGGAAGACGGGCAUGAAGAAGCUGGCCUUCCACCCUCCUCACCAGGACUACUCCUGGCCCUUCGAUGACAUCAUCGUCUUCGCCUUCUCUUGUCGCGUCUCAGAGGUGCAGAUGUACCUGUGCAACAAGGUGAGGUAUGGAUACCUGAACGUCCCAGCCAAGCCUCACCACACCAUAGAGGACGACAGCAUCAACUUCAGCCACCUCAUCCUGGACGCCAUGAUUGACGGACCCUCCAUGGCCCCCUCCAAAUAUGUCAGCCUCUUCCCCAAACGGAGAGACCUCAUGGGCUUUGAUGAGGUGUACCUGAUCAACCUGCGUCGGCAUCAGGACCGUAGGGACAGGAUGCUGUACUCUCUCAACGAGCUGGAGAUCGACGUCAAAGUGGUGGACGCCAUAGAUGGAGGAGCGCUGAACAGCAGUGAUAUAAAGAUCCUUGGAGUGGACAUACUACCUGGUUACUAUGACCCGUUCUCUCGCCGUACCCUGACCAAAGGAGAGGUGGGAUGCUUCCUCAGCCACUAUUACAUCUGGAAGGAGAUGGUAGACCAGCAGAUGGAUAAGGCUCUGAUCUUCGAGGACGACGUUCGUUUCCAGGCCAACUUCAAGCGGCGCGUGCUCCGUCUGAUGGAGGAGGUGGAGAUGGUGGAACUGGACUGGGACAUCAUUUACCUGGGCCGUAAGCAGGUGACGCCGGGUGACGAGGAGGAGGUGGUGGAGAACGUGAGGAACCUGGUGGUAGCAGACUAUUCCUACUGGACCCUGUCCUACGCCAUCUCUCUCCAGGGGGCCCAGAAGCUGCUCAACGCCGAACCCCUCUCCAAGAUGCUGCCCGUCGACGAGUUCCUGCCCAUCAUGUACGAUAAACACAUCAAUGAGGACUACAAGUCUCACUUCGCGAACCGUAACCUGCAGGCGUUCUCUACGCGCCCCCUACUGGUACAACCAGCCCACUACGCUGGGGACCCCGAGUGGGUGAGCGACACGGAGACCUCCACGCUGUGGGACGACGACAACGUGCGAACAGACUGGAGGGGUUCCCACAAAACCCUGAAGGGGGCACCUCAAUCCGACAUGCUGCAGGCAACGUAUAAGGAUGAGCUCUAGUUGAACCAUAUUAGUGCCUGAUUCACACUGUCGGGCCAACUCAAACCGCACUGGGCUUGACUUGGGAUGUUGUCUUUUCACGCUGUUCUUUUCCAGCACGGUUCCAGAAACUAAAGUAGGCAGCACAGAUUGGAUCGGUUUGGCUCCGUAGUGUGAAAAGUGUAAUGGGUUCCUGGUUAUAAGUGCCACUGCUGACAGAGAGGAAGAUCUCUGCUAUUCACAAGUGCCUUCAUUUCUGACUGUGUAUAUCUAUUUCGCCAUUUUGUACUGGGUAUGUCUGACCGUAGUCACUGGGAAUGACUGGAUAUACAUACAGUGGUGACGCCGGCUGAGGCUCCAGAGACUUGGUCUGCUCACAUCAAGUGACCCCAGAUCUGUUUUCAAAGUGUUUGUGUGUGGCUUUGUCUGUGUACGGAUGCUGACGUUUA